Mytilus trossulus (common blue mussel) is the source of this 2427-nucleotide messenger RNA. RefSeq lists its product as uncharacterized. The transcript has 13 exons. NCBI's taxonomy places the organism in Eukaryota, Metazoa, Mollusca, Bivalvia, Mytilida, Mytilidae. The record is from RefSeq and is a predicted model, not a curated record. Gene Ontology annotation, molecular function: zinc ion binding. Bases 83 to 1792 code for a protein of 569 amino acids.
AUACAUUCAUGGAUAUUUGUUGUUACUUAUUGUAUUAAAUGAAAUUUACUUCAAAUAGACUUGGAUAUAUCAGUAUUUGAUAAUGACAUCGACAGUUUCUUUUAAAAUGGCAGUCACCGCUUAUGCUAAAUAUGCUCUCGGAUUAACUGAAUCUAUGGAAGACGAUAUAUGUGUUCAUAAAAAUUGCUCGGGGAAUGGAUUUUGUCAAGAUGGUCAGUGUAUAUGUUUGAUCCAGUUUACUGGUGGUUCAUGCCAAGAUGCAAACCUCGGAUAUUUUAUGGCGUUUGGUACAAUAUUUGUUUUUCUAUGUCUAGUAGCAUUUGUCCAACUGUUUUUAUGUAUAAGCAACGAAUAUCAAAAGCAAAAGACAAAAUCUUGGAAAACAGUUUUUAAAAUGACAGGUCCUAAACUGUUGUACAUAUUGACGAUACUUGCAACAGCUAUCAGAGGUGUUUAUUUCUUUACUAAGAUGCACAUAUCAGAUCAAGCAUCAAUACACUUGUGGAGUGCUUACUAUCCUAUAUUGUUAUCUGGUUCAUCUUUAAUCGUAUGUUUCUGGGCUGAGGCAUUUCAUUUGGAGGGUAUUGACUGUGAUAAACCAAGAUUCCUGAGUAAAUCUAUUAUAGGAUUUGUGGUAAUUAAUGUCGUCAUAUCAGGAUUACUUAUCACACAGCUAGUGGCUACAGAUAUAGAAGACCCUGUCAUUUCUGAUAAAAUAUACAGAAUUUGCAAUGGCUGCGUUGGUUUGUUGCUCAUAAUUGCUGUUGUAUUUUUCCUGGUCUAUGGAGUUGAAGUGUAUUUUAAGGUGCGAGGGGCUUUUAAUAAAACCCAAAGUAAUGUGGAUCCCUGGCAGUUACAUAUGUCAAGACUAGGUUUGAUAGCACAAGCAUGUCUCCAACUACUAACUGGUCUUUUUCUCAUAUCAGAUGCUUUCAGGGAUAAUUGGAAGAAAAGCCUUCCAGUGUUUGAUCAAAAUUUUUAUGACAUUGGAUUCAGAAUUGCCGAAUUUGGUGUUGUUUUAUGGUUUCCUUGUGUCCUUUGGAACUGCAAAAGUCCAGAAAGUUUAUGGGUACUAAAUCCACAGAAACUCUUUAAAACGUUGAAAAUUGACAGUUGCACGCAAGAGGAAAACACGGAGCCAACGGUUCAUACAAAUUAUGGGACAAUAUCUACAGAUAAUGGUACAAAGCAAGAUUGUUGGAUAUGCUAUGAUCCAGAAAGAAUUGAUGCUGGAGAUUUGAUACAACCGUGCCAGUGUAAAGGGGACGUUGCAUCAGUCCAUCACGAAUGUCUCCGAAAAUGGCUAAUGGAGUGUUCAGCUGAUGAAGAUGGCUUUAGAUGUAAAGUUUGCAAGAACAAAUAUCAACUGAAGGAGACCUGGACGUUUGUUCCACGUUAUAUCAAGACACGUCAUUGGUUACAAACUUUCCUGUCACUUGUUAUCAUGGUUGGUAGUCCAUUUGGAGCAUACACGCUGAUUCAUUCGGUAACAACUGCAACAUACAUAGAUGUUCUGACAAUUGGAUUGUGUAUUUUGGUUGAAUUAGGCUGUUUAAGGUUUUUAGCAACAAGUCUUGGUGUAUGUUACAAAAGAGGGCGACUAUCAACAAUACGAAUACAAGGAAAUAAAACACCAGAUAUCCAAACAAUUUUUACCCCAGCACAUCAAUCAGCCAAUCAAGUCUCACAAAACAUAGUGAAUAGUAAUGUUUUAACAGCUGAUCAAAGAGGAUAUUCAUUUUCCGUUGAGGCAGUUGUUGAAACAAAUAACAGAUACAGUCGUCUUGAGUAGAUUGCCAAAAUCUAUUGAUGUGUGCAAUAAAUUUGAAGAUCUAGAUCUACAACAGUAAGCUUUUGUGAAGGGUGUUUCAAGAUUGAAUUCUACACACAUCACGUCUGGAUAUUCAUUCCGUAUUUGUCUGCAUACCAUAACGUAUAUUUUUUUGUAAUUUAUAGGUUAAUGGAUUUCUCUUCCAAAUUGUUAUGCGGAUAGGUUAUGAAUCGAACACAUACACAAUUCAAGUAUCAAAAAAAUAUCAGAAAUAAUAUUCAAAAGUAGAUCAAAACUUGUAUUCUUAACAUAUUACAAAAAUUUAUAAAUAAAAUUUGUCGAUUAUUAACCUAGAUGGUUGAACGGUAAAAUUAAAAUGAAUCAUUAUGAAAAGUCUAUUACGGGGCAUUAUUUAGUUAAUAUGGGUUAUAGCAGUACGUAAAACAUAAAAAGGAAAACAAAGAUGAUUGGUUUAAUGUUAAAUCUAAACGAAGAUGUUUAUAUAUAUUUAUCUAUGUUAUAAGUCAAACUUUCUGUACGUAAUGGAAACAGAAAGUAGACAUUUGUUAACAGUUCUUGUGAAUUAUGAGUCAUAGACUACUUUAUUGUUAAAUAUUAUAUUAUAUAUGUUUGCCUAGCAUAAUGUUUUAUAAAUA